CCUCUCUCUCUCUCUCUAUUCUGUGCUUUGCCUUUUGCUACCGUGCAUUGCUUAAAGGCUAGGGUUCGUCGGGAUCGAAGUUAUCUGAAGACUUCUGGUGAAGUUUGUGGAACAUUGCUAAAUUAGGGUUCGUACAAGUUACAGUGAAUUUGUUCUCAUCAAGAUUUGAUUUUUGCUGUUUCGGUUUUGGAUUUUUCAUCUCAGUUUAUGUUGUUGCAUUGUGACAGUUUUGGUUGAUUUAUAAUAGCUGAUUUAUUUGGUAGCCCAUUUUUACUCUACAGUAGUGUGUUAAUCUGAGUACAUUUGGUGAAUGCUGAUCUCUCUACUGGGAGAUUGAAUUUGGGUCUGAUAUUUGUGAUGCUUGUGACAAAUGGGUUGUAGAUAUAUUUGUUUUAUGUAAAGAAUUGAAGUUAAUUGUGUAAGCUUUUAGAGGAUGAAGAGGUUCAGAAGUGAACCUCUUAGCUUGAAGAGGUUAAAACUGUCGCAUUUCUUGUUGGGUAUAGCUGCAUUGUACUUGAUUUUUAUCUCCGUCAAGUUCCCACAUUUCUUGGAGAUUGCGGCGGUGUUGAGUGAUGAUGAUACUUAUUUGGGUUCGGAAGGAUCAUCAGUUGGGGAUGGAGAAGAUGGAGAUUUAAGCAAACCUUUUGUCAGUUCUGUUUAUAGGGAUACAUUUCAUAGGAGAUUAGAAGAUAAAGAAAUCCAAAAUGCGCCAUUGAGGCCACAAAAGGAACCUUUAGGCGAUGAAAAAACAGAGGCACGGCAAAUAAAGCCUCUCCAGCAUCGUUAUGGUCGAAUUACUGGUGCCAUUAUGAGGCGAAGAAAUAGGACUAGUGAUUUGUCAGUGUUGGAGAAAAUGGCGGAUGAGGCUUGGACAUUAGGCUUGAAGGCAUGGGAAGAAGUAGAAAAAUUUGAUGGAAAAGAGACUAGCCCGGGUUCUAUACUUGAGGGGAAGCCCGAGUCAUGCCCUUCAUGGGUAUCUAUGAGUGGGGAAGAAUUGGCAAGGAGAGACAGUGUCAUGUUCCUUCCUUGUGGUCUUGCUGCGGGCUCUUCCAUUACAGUGGUGGGUACGCCCCAUUAUGCUCAUCAGGAGUUUGUACCCCAGCUUGCUAGAAUGCGCAGUGGUGAUACCUUGGUUAGGGUUUCACAAUUUAUGAUUGAAUUGCAAGGAUUAAAUUCUGUAGUUGGGGAGGAUCCACCGAAGAUUCUGCAUCUGAAUCCUCGAUUAAGAGGGGAUUGGAGCCGUCGGCCAGUCAUUGAGCACAAUACCUGCUAUAGGAUGCAAUGGGGGACAGCUCAAAGAUGUGAUGGUUUAGCAUCCAAGAACGAUGAUGACAUGCUUGUUGAUGGAUAUUUGAGAUGUGAAAAAUGGAUGCGGAAUAAUGCUGUAGAUUCAAAAGAAUCCAAGACAACCUCUUGGUUCAGGAGAUUCAUUGGGCGUGCGCAGAAACCAAAAGUGACUUGGCCAUUUCCUUUUGUGGAGGGUAGAUUGUUUGUCUUGACUGUGCGAGCUGGUGUUGAUGGAUACCAUAUAAAUGUUGGGGGUCGCCAUGUUACUUCAUUCCCAUAUCGGACGGGUUUCACACUUGAAGAUGCAACGGGAUUGCAGAUUAAAGGUGAUGUGGAUGUUCAUUCAGUUUAUGCUACUUCCCUCCCAACUUCUCAUCCAAGUUUCUCUCCCCAAAGAGUAUUGGAAAUGUCUACAAAGUGGAAAGCUCGUCCUUUGUCCAAAAGUCCUAUUCGACUUUUUGUUGGGGUUCUCUCUGCUACCAAUCACUUUGCGGAACGUAUGGCAGUUAGAAAAACUUGGAUGCAAUCUUCAGCAAUCAAGUCCUCAACUGUAGUAGUUCGUUUCUUUGUUGCAUUGAAUCCAAGGAAGGAGGUGAAUGCAGUGCUGAAGAAGGAAGCUGCUUACUUUGGUGAUAUUGUGAUUUUGCCAUUUAUGGAUCGCUAUGAGUUAGUGGUUCUUAAAACUAUUGCCAUUUGUGAAUAUGGGGUUCAAAAUGUGACAGCUGCCUACAUUAUGAAAUGCGAUGACGACACUUUUAUUAGGGUGGACACUGUCUUGAAAGAAAUUCAAGGCGUCUCUUCUAAAAGGUCUCUGUAUAUGGGCAAUCUCAACCUCUUGCAUCGACCUCUUAGAAGUGGGAAAUGGGCAGUAACUUAUGAGGAGUGGCCAGAAGCAGUAUAUCCUCCUUAUGCCAAUGGGCCUGGAUAUAUAAUUUCGAGUGAUAUAGCUAAAUUUAUUAUCUCUCAACAUGUCAAUCGAAGAUUAAGGCUUUUCAAGAUGGAGGAUGUGAGCAUGGGGAUGUGGGUUGAGCAGUUCAACAGCUCUACGCCCGUCCAGUACUCCCACAACUGGAAGUUUUGUCAGUAUGGGUGCAUGGAAGACUAUUACACCGCACAUUACCAGUCCCCGAGACAAAUGAUCUGCCUGUGGGACAAUUUGGUAAGAGGUCGGGCACAUUGCUGCAACUUUAGAUGACAAAAGAGCUACUCAUUGCCCAAUUAUAUUGGAACUCGAUUUGUACCAUUUUACUCUUAGAAUUUUCACCCCAUUAUUGAGUUUUGUCCAUAUAAGAGGGGUUUGAUUAAGUUGUGGGCAUCAUUUUGUGAGAUUCAAUUGUUUUUGUGGUUCUUUCUGGUCAUGGC
Messenger RNA from Cornus florida, 2649 nucleotides. Its product is annotated as hydroxyproline O-galactosyltransferase GALT2. Gene Ontology annotation, cellular component: Golgi membrane. Gene Ontology annotation, molecular function: carbohydrate binding; galactosyltransferase activity. Lineage: Eukaryota; Viridiplantae; Streptophyta; Magnoliopsida; Cornales; Cornaceae. The transcript has 7 exons. The record is from RefSeq and is a predicted model, not a curated record. Bases 434 to 2482 code for a protein of 682 amino acids.